AUGUCGAGUCGCGCGUGGCAAGUGGCUACAGUAGCGACUGCAACUGCAGCGGCCGUGCCGCUUGUGUGCUGGCAGUACCGCCGAUACAUCGCGCUGAAGAAACGUCGCGAGGACAUCAAGCUGUUGAGAAAGGUGGAAUUGAUCGCUGCAGAGGUUGCUGUCCGGGUGAUGCACUUAGAGGCGCAAGCAAACGAAUUGGUGAGCGAGGAGGCCACAAAGGAGGCAAGAGAAGAGAACUUUGUGGCAACAUCUGCGUUGAAUUCCUAUUAUCAUUUCGACUCGCAGGGUAACAAGCUGAAAACAAAGUGGGACUCUUUUGACGCGGACGUUGAGCUGAAGCGACUCGAGAACGAAGAGCGAGAAGCUGAAGGCGCAUCAGCUGCUCAGGCAGCUACGAAGCCAGUGCGCUUGGCUCCGCAUCUCACCCGGUCCGACAUUCUUGCCGCAUCCAAAGGCGUUGAGCACGAGCUCGAGGCUGUGCUGUCGUUUUUGGACGACAUUCGCGGAGACAAAGAGGUGAAACAGCUACGCAAGGUCCUUGCUACUAGAGUUACGAAGGAGUACCUCCCACGUAUUGACGCGAUUCAGGCAAUGCUCGCCUGA
Hyaloperonospora brassicae is the source of this 603-nucleotide messenger RNA. NCBI's taxonomy places the organism in Eukaryota, Oomycota, Peronosporomycetes, Peronosporales, Peronosporaceae. The record is from the annotation of a GenBank genome assembly.